Messenger RNA from Homarus americanus (American lobster), 798 nucleotides. RefSeq names its product multiple coagulation factor deficiency protein 2 homolog. Lineage: Eukaryota; Metazoa; Arthropoda; Malacostraca; Decapoda; Nephropidae. Gene Ontology annotation, molecular function: calcium ion binding. Bases 98 to 703 code for a protein of 201 amino acids. The record is from RefSeq and is a predicted model, not a curated record. The transcript has 5 exons.
UCAUGGGCAACAGGUGCUCCUUCUCCCACGUGUAGUCGUCUUGUCGACCAGUACAGUACCACCUCAAACAGCUGCAGACCUCGGUAGAAGUUACAGGAUGAAGGUCUUGGCACUAUGGGUUGUGUUGGCGGUAUGGGCGACGUGUGUGUUGACGACCUCAGCCAUAGAGGGAUCCCACCCACCCAUGCAUAGGAGGACGAACGAACACUCACACCAACACCAGAAGCAGAACAAGCACCGUCACCAUGUACCAAAAAAGCCGCCGGCGCAGCUUUCUAAUCCUAAACUGCUGGAGGACAACCAACUCUUGCACGACAGAGAACACUUGAAGGAGGAACUUCCUGAAUACUUGUCCUUGGACAGAAUCGAGCAAAUGUCAGACAAAGAGCUGGACUAUCACUACUUCAAAAUACACGACUUUGACAACAACUUUGGUCUUGACGGGAUGGAGCUCAUGGCAGCCAUCAACCAUAUCGAUGACGAUGACGAUGAUGACGUGGGCAUUGACGAGGAGAAGCUCAAGAACCUCAGUAAGGAUGAGAGGAAAAUAAUAGAAAACUUCCGCCAAGAGAAAUGGAAUGAAAAAUUAAAGUUUUACGUUGAACUGAUAGAUGACGUGUUGAAGGAGAACGACAACAACAAUGACGGGUACAUCUCUUGGGGGGAGUUCAGGCUGGCCCAGACUCGCAGGAAGCAUUCAUAAGUCACCAGGCAAGAGGUCCUCACCCAAGAAGACAAUAAUAAAUCAACUAUGAAUUUUAUGUUGUUUAUUGUGUGAAUAAUAAACAAAAAAUAUAA